Bacidia gigantensis is the source of this 1542-nucleotide messenger RNA. RefSeq lists its product as uncharacterized. NCBI's taxonomy places the organism in Eukaryota, Fungi, Ascomycota, Lecanoromycetes, Lecanorales, Ramalinaceae. The transcript is spliced from 4 exons. Gene Ontology annotation, biological process: glycolytic process. The record is from RefSeq and is a predicted model, not a curated record. Gene Ontology annotation, molecular function: magnesium ion binding; phosphopyruvate hydratase activity. Gene Ontology annotation, cellular component: phosphopyruvate hydratase complex. Bases 1 to 1542 code for a protein of 513 amino acids.
AUGACUGCACAGAUUGUGGAACAGGGUAAACAAAUAAGGAACCCGAACGCUCCAAAACGUCCACUGUUCAAUAGGCCGGCAUGGGCUAGAUCAAACGCUGUAGAGGAAGGUGACAUCUUCCGCCGAUCAUGUCACACGUAUGUUGAUCUCGCUGCCGAAGCAGAACGCGCGCUACAGAAGAAGGCCGCCAAGAAACUUGACGAGGCAUCUGAGCUUCGCUCAAGCGACGCACAUUCUCCAAAGAGACUCAGGCUCUCGGAUGACGAUGAAGGUGACGAUGACUCAGUUGAUGAUACGGCAGACGAGAAUGAUAUUAGGCAAGUUGAAACUAAAAGCCUCACCUCGAAGUCCAGUCGUCAGGUAGAGCCUUCCCCCAAGAAGUCUCCAGCUUGUUUAGCAAAGCCUUCAUUUUUACAGCAGUAUGAGUCAGAACUUGCGCAGGGAAGUCAUACUACCCAAGCCAAGUCUAGGAGCCUCAAAGCAGAUAUUAUUGACCUUGAGGAUGAUAGCGAGGGUGAGACACCGACUUCCCCAGUCACGCGAGACGUGAUUGCUGUUAAGGUCGCUGAGCCGUUACCUGAUGAACUUGAUAUGAUACGCGACGAGGAAUUCCCAGAACUCGCACGUAAAGCAAGGGAGAAAGCUAGACGAAAACGUCUUGAAGAAGAUCUAGUUGGAAAGGAGUGGUCUCCGGCGGCGGAAGCGAAGCCAGCACCAUCGAGCAUGCCACAAACUGCAAUUGUCGCUUCUACACAUGAUCCAACCCUGCAGAUUUUAAUAACGUCAAGCAUUGAAGAUACGACUCCACUUAUAGUCAGUCGACGACUGUCACAAAGGUUUAAGGAAGUCAAGCUUGCUUGGGUGGAACGUCAGAAGCUCAGCAAUGAUGUGAUUGGGUCUUUGUUCCUAACAUGGCGUGGAAAGAGACUUUUCGACGUUACCAACUGCAAGAGUCUUGGCAUCAAAGUGGAUGCAGAAGGUCGUGUCUUUGCAAAGGGAGACGUGCUGGGGGAUGAGGAAGGUCGGUUGCACAUGGUCGCAAUGACGCCUAAGCUCUUCGAGGCCUACAAAAGAGCCAAAGAAAGCCAUGUGACCCAGCAAGAGCAAGAGAGAGAUGUCGCGCCCGCUGCAGAGCCAAGUGUAGAGGCUCAAAUCAGAAUAAUACUGAAAGCCAAAGGUUUCAACGAUUUCAAGCUUAUCGUGAAGCCGGUUGAAGUAGAUGUUAUCGACAGCAAAGGCCUGCACCGAGCCAUUGUUCCAUCAGGCGCUUCCACAGGACAACACGAAGCUCACGAAUUGAGAGACGGUGAUAAAAGCAGAUGGUCCGGUAAGGGGGUCACUAAGGCGGUCAAGAAUGUGAAUGAGGUUAUCGGUCCUGCUUUGAUCAAGGAGCGUAUCGACGUCAAAGAUCAGGCUGCAGUCGACGCAUUCCUCAAUAAGUUGGACGGGACGCCGAAUAAGACCAAUCUCGGUGCCAAUGCUAUUCUCGGUGUCAGCCUGGCUGUUGCGAAGGCUGGGGCAGCUGAAAAGGUUGUCAAAUAA